GGCGGGGCCAGGGGCUGUCUCUGCAAAGGCUAGGUUACCGAGCCAGGUAAAAGGCACCACCGGGCAUCCCCUUCCCCUCCUUCUCGAGGGGUUUUGGUUCUCCUUUCUCCACCCAAAAAAGCGUCCCCAAAGAAACAGUUAUGUAGACGAAGGGGACAAGAGGCUAGCUCCCGAGGCAAGAUCGCAGCUCCCGAACAUGGAUAGGAGUUUCCAGCCCUGGCUGUACAGCUGCCUCUUAAUCACAGUGCUAGGAAUACUUCCAGAGCCCAAAAAUGUAAGAAUGAAUUCAGUUAAUUUGAAGAACAUUCUGCACUGGGAGCCACCUGAUUUUUAUAAGGGAAAUGUGACCUACACGGCCCAGUAUAAAAGUUACAGGUCAUUCGAAGAUGAGUGCAAGAAUAUUAUCCUCACCAGCUGUGAUUUCUCAAAUAUUUCUAAGUAUGGUAACUACACCUUGCGUGUCAGGGCUGAAUCUGAAGAUGACCAGUCAGAUUGGGUAAACAUCACCUUUUGUCCUUUGGAAGACACCAUCAUUGGACCUCCUGGAAUACAAGUAGAAUCGCUGGCUGGUUCUUUAUACUUACACUUUUCGUAUCCAAACAUUGAAAAUGAACCUGACAUGUGGACUUUGAGAGAUUAUUAUUACUCAUGGACUUACAACGUGCAAUACUGGAAAAAUGGCACCAAUGAUAAGUUGGAAAAAAAUACUCGAUAUGACUCUGAAGUCCUUACUAAUCUGGAUCCUUGGACAGUUUAUUGUCUUCAAGUUCAAGGGUUUAUAAUGGAUAAGAAAAGAAGUGGAGAAUGGAGUCAGCCUGUCUGUGCCCAGACUACUGAUAAUGGGUCACAUCCAUACUGGACUUAUGUUACUGUGCUCAUUGUAUCGAUGAUAGUGGUUUUAAUGUUGGUGCUUGGUUGUUUCUGCAUGCUGUGGUACUUCUACAGAAAAGUAAAGUGUAUAUUCUUCCCUGGGUAUUCUUUUCCUCAGCAUCUGAAAGAGUAUUUGGAACAGCCUUCCUACGGCAUUUCAUUUCUCUUGCCAGUACCUUCCAGCGAGAGUGAAUCCUUUGAUAAGUUAAGUGUCAUAGAAGAAUCUGAAAACACUGGGCAUGACACAACUGCUCCAUGUGACUGUUCAGCAGAAGUACUACAACAAUCCCUACUCUCUGGAAAAAAAAACACCUAGGUGGUCAUAGCACUCCAAAAGUUUGUCCAGUCUCAUCCACAUGAAGAACAGGCAGUGAAAUACAGAGUUAGGCCUUCAGAUCAAACUCUGACUCAAGAGCUUUCCAUAACUGAAUUGGUUGUAAUUUGAAAUGAUCAUUUGGCAGAAAAUCCUGCAGUAUAGUUAUUUCGUACUUGAUAGGUUACUAAUAUAAAACAAAAAGAGUGCUUUUGAGAUUUCUCUUUUGCUAACAUACUUUUUGACCUGUCUGAUGCCAAACAAGUGACGAACUCGAGAAAAAAUAAACAUUUGAAGGAAUGAAUGCCACUAAGAGCCUGUGAAACCCUAGCUCAAAAUAUGCUGUUCUAAGGUGGGAAAAUCCUCAGUGCAAUUUAAGAAGGUCUAAAGAAUGUUGUACAAAAUACUAAAUUUUUUCCAAGAAAAUUUUUACUAGAAUUAUUUUUAUAUUUUUGGUUUUGUAAUAUGAAUAGUGCCAUGUUAACUUGCACUCCUCUAAUUCAAUGUGUCAGUGACACAGUUUGUGUGAUUAUUAUAAGACUGAAUAAUUCAAUUGUUUCUGA
Phascolarctos cinereus (koala) is the source of this 1746-nucleotide messenger RNA. Its product is annotated as interleukin-10 receptor subunit beta-like. Gene Ontology annotation, biological process: blood coagulation; cytokine-mediated signaling pathway. Lineage: Eukaryota; Metazoa; Chordata; Mammalia; Diprotodontia; Phascolarctidae. Gene Ontology annotation, molecular function: protein binding; interleukin-10 receptor activity. Gene Ontology annotation, cellular component: plasma membrane. The record is from RefSeq and is a predicted model, not a curated record.